AUGGAUCAUGCAAGCCCAAACUCCACUGGCUCACUGACUAAUUGGGGAGUUUCUUUGCUUAGCCAACUCCACAACUUUAAAUUUGGCAAAUCUGCGAUAUAUUGCAGAUUUGUCAAAUUGAGAGGUGAUUCAUCAACUGGGCACCUUGAAGAAUCAAUUCAGGGUGAUGGAGUGGAGUUGAAGCAGAGAAAAAUUACGGAUUGACUUAAAAAUGAUCCAUAA
Molecule: messenger RNA, 222 nt
Organism: Blepharisma stoltei
Lineage: Eukaryota; Ciliophora; Heterotrichea; Heterotrichida; Blepharismidae
Source: the annotation of a GenBank genome assembly